CCGAGCUAAUCUCCCCCUCGGAAGUACAUGCCAUUCCCGGCGCGGGAAGGGGUUAAAGGCCUCCCUGAGCUCAGAAACAUGCAGGUGUCCCACGGUGCCAAAUACAGACGCCUAAACUGUUUCCAGCUCCCCCCCCCUUCCUUUUUUUCUUUUUCUUCUUCUUUUUUUUUUUUUUGCAACAAGUCUGUGGGUCGGCAACGGGACAGAGGCAGUGCAGCAGCUCGUCGAUCACAGGCAUCGAAGCUGCUCUCUCCAACUUGCUGCCGGGGCCUCCAGCGAAGCUACUUUCUCUUCAAAUUGAGGGGUGGGGUGGGGGCGGAUUGCUCCCGAAACCUUUUCAUCUGGACGGUCGAAAGCUGGGCAGCGUAGUCUGACUCCGGGGCAGUGGGAAAGCCUCGAUGGGGUUGGGAGGGGCAGGUGUAUCCCAGUCCCUCGGAGGAAAAGAAGUGAAAUCCAGGGUGGGUGCUAGGCCAGCUCUAGCUGGGGGGAAGAUUUUUUUUCUCCCUUGGAGAAGCCUCUGCGAGGGGACCAUGUGGUCCUGGCGCUUGUGGGUCUGUUGGGGACCUCUAGCUGCCUUGCUGCUCCUGGAGAUGCCACCCGUGGGCCAGGCAUUGCCUCCUAUUCGGUAUUCUCACGCUGGGAUCUGCCCCAACGACAUGAACCCCAAUCUCUGGGUUGAUGCUCAGAGCACCUGCAAGCGGGAAUGUGAAACGGACCAGGAGUGUGAGACAUAUGAGAAAUGCUGCCCCAACGUGUGUGGCACCAAGAGCUGCGUGGCUGCUCGAUACAUGGAUGUGAAGGGCAAGAAGGGCCCCGUGGGCAUGCCCCGGGAGGCCACGUGUGACCACUUCAUGUGCCUUCAGCAGGGCUCUGAGUGUGAUAUCUGGGAUGGCCAGCCUGUCUGCAAAUGCAAGGACCGAUGUGAGAAGGAGCCGAGUUUCACUUGUGCUUCUGAUGGCCUCACUUACUAUAAUCGCUGCUACAUGGAUGCUGAGGCAUGCUCCAAAGGCAUCACGCUCACUGUAGUCACGUGUCGCUAUCAUCUCACCUGGCCCAAUACCAGCCCCCCACCACCAGAGACCACUCUUAGUCCUACCACGGUCUCCCCAGAAACUCCCAUGGUGGAUGUGGCAGCCCCAGCCCUGCUCAAUCACCCUCACCACCAGUCGGUCCGUGUAGGUGAGACAGUGAGCUUCCUCUGUGACGUGGUGGGCCGACCUCGGCCAGAGAUCACAUGGGAGAAACAGCUGGAGGACAGAGAAAACGUGGUGAUGCGACCAAACCACGUGCGUGGCAAUGUGGUUGUCACCAACAUAGCCCAAUUGGUCAUCUACAAUGCCCAACCCCAGGAUGCUGGCAUCUAUACCUGCACGGCUAAAAAUGCUGGGGGGCUCCUUCGUGUCGACUUCCCUCUGUCUGUGGUGCGGGGGGAGGUGUCAGUUUCAGAGCAUGGGCCAAAUGGGACGGCCUUCCCCAUGAACGAAUGCCUGAAGCCGCCUGAUGGGGAGGACUGUGGGGAAGAGCUGACCCGUUGGCACUACGAUGCCCAGGCUAACAACUGCUUCACUUUCACCUUUGGCAAUUGCUACCACAAUCACAACCACUUUGAGACCUAUGAGGCAUGCAUGCUGGCGUGCAUGAGUGGACCCCUGGCUGUGUGUGGUCUGCCUGCCCUGCAGGGCCCCUGCAAAGCGUAUUCCCCUCGCUGGGCGUACAACGGGCAGACUGGCCAGUGCCAGUCAUUCGUCUAUGGAGGCUGCGGGGGCAACGGGAACAACUUUGAGAGCCGAGAGGCUUGUGAGGAGACUUGCCCCUUCCCUCGGGGGAGCCAACGCUGUAGAGCCUGCAAGGCCCGGCAGAAGCUGGUGACGAGCUUCUGCCGGAGCGACUUUGUCAUCCUUGGCAGAGUCUCAGAGGUGACGGAGGAGCCAGAUUCUGGACGAGCCCUCGUGACUGUGGACGAGGUACUGAAGGAUGAGAAGAUGGGGCUGAAGUUCCUGGGCCAGGAGCCAUUGGAGAUCACCUUGGUGCAUGUGGACUGGGCCUGCCCCUGCCCCAAUGUCACUGUCAGUGAAGCACCACUCAUCAUCAUGGGAGAAGUGGAUGGCGGCAUGGCGGUGCUUCGGCCAGAUAGCUUUGUAGGGCCUUCUAGUGUCAGGCGGGUCAGGAAGCUGCGGGAGGUCUUGCACAAGAAGACCUGUGAGCUCCUUAAGGAAUUCCUUGGCCUUCACUGACCCUCUUCUCUCCCUGUACCACUCCUCCCUAGUCCUUUUUCGUCCCUUGCUCCCUCCCCCAAAUUAUCGUCUUGAGCAUAAAUACACCCGGCAUAGUUAGGACCAACUCUGAGUCUUACUUAGGCCAAUAAGAAAACUCCAAAAAAAAAAAAUCAGUCAGGAGCAAGCCACCAUUUCCUGAGGCUACUCCUGAGAAGCAAAUCUUUAGUCCGGUUAAUUUUGUUUAGAAAGGGGUCAGCUUCUCCUCUAGCCUUUCUCCAGCCAGGUGAUUUAAGAGGCAGUUUACUGAUGUAGCCAGUUUUCUCUGGGGGUCUCCUCUAACCUUCCUUGGUACCUUUUGCUCCUAUUCUAUUAUGCCUAAAAAAGGCAGACCUGAGUCUCAUUCUGGGUUCUGUAACAGUGAGAAAGAAAGUGUGUGUGUGUGUGUGUGUGUGUGUGUGUGUGUGUGUGUGUGUGUGUGUGUGUGUGUGUGUGUGAUAGUCACAGAAAAGACUAGAUAAGCUGGAAGAAGGGAAAGAAAGAGAAUAGGGAACAGUUUGUCCUGGCCUGCUGUGGCCUUGUUGGGGGCGGAAAUACCUUGAGUUAAAAUGGGUGUGGCUGCUCCAGGCAAAAAUCCAGGAUUGGUGGAGGGGAUACUGGAGGAGGGGAGAGAGUCCUCCACUUUGAGAGCAGAACCUAAAACAUGCCCUCAACUGAAGGCUGAUGGGAGCUUUGGAGGGCAGGCCAUCCCUCCCUCCACCUGGUGGGUGACCCAGUUUUCAUAUGUGGACCAGGUGUCUUUGGGUGGGAGCUAGUCUGUGCUUUGGAAAAACAUACCCUGGGGUGCUUAAUGUUACAAAGACAUCAACAGGGUGCUUUCCUUCAGCUUGGCUGCUAGAGAGGGCUGGGGAAGCAGACCCAGUUCUGUUCUGUUCUAUCUCUGGCUACAUCCCUGAAGGAAAGGUAAACAACACCCGAGAAAUCUCUAGCAGAGGCAGGGCAAAAGGGCCUGUUGCUUAGUUCCUGAUGCCCGUCACCCGAUUAUCCAGCUUGUGAAGAGCUCCAUUUCUGUACUGCCUCCCCAAGACUCCCCCAGAGGUACACUAAUCUUAGCAAAAUUAAUUUCCACAGAGUCUACAGAACAUCACUUCAGCCAGUCCAUGCCAAGCCCCAAACCCCAAAAUGGAGACUGGGGGACUUUAGGACAUCACCUUCUUUUAGGAGAUAACUGGGCAAGUUUCAGGCUAUCAUCUCUAUAUUAGUGCAGGUUUCUAGUUGGGGAAGUCCCCUGCCUGGAUAUAGCAGCCUUAAGUGACACUAUCCUCAUUUCAUCCCAACCCAUUCCAGGCACAAGUGUAGGGGCAUACAUAUCAGACCUAACCAGAGCAAUUCUUGGAGACUUUCCUCUUAGAUACCAUUUUUUAAAAAAUCUCCUUCCAUAGGCAGGAAACUGAGGCAUGCAGUUUCCUUCCUUCUCCCAAACAGGAGUCCUGAGAUAGAUGUCGUGAUUUUUUUCUGGCUGAGAGUUUGGGCCUCUCUCCAGUAGCUUGUUCGGUUAGGAAAGUAAAUGUGACAAAAAUUACAUUCUCCAGAUUCUAUCAUCUUGGUGUGAGUACUUGGGUGCUCCUAGGUGCACAUGACUUAACUAUCACCUGUAUCUAGAAAAUGCUCCUUUUUUGUCCUUUGAUUAUCUGCACACACACACACACACACACACACACACACACACACACAUGCAGUUUCUGAACAUGUCGAGAUCAGGAGCCACUUUGCUUUCCUAUUCUGAAAAUGACAUGGGGGACAAAAUCCAUUUCUAGAUAAAGAUAUGGGAGAGGAAAAGAGGGAGAAGGGAGGAGGAAGGGGAGAGGAGCCAGUCUCUUUGAAGGGAUGGAAAUGUUGCUCACUGCUACCAUCUGGUGGUCAAAUCAGGAAUCAGUAGGACAUGGAAUCAGAGCUCAGUCUAGAGAAAGAAAUUGAGACCCAGAGAAACCUUGUCCAAGGAUAUUAGCCAUGAGUGCCUGACUUCAUAGUAGGUGCUCAAUAAGUGGUUGGCUGAUUGAUUAUUGAUUAAAUGAGGAUCUGAGAUUAGAACAGGAAUCACAAGAAGUCAGGGUCAUCCCUCUGUUGUUGGAGCUUAGAAUACGAAGCUAUUCUGCCUAGCCAGACUUCAGAAAUCAUCUCAGGUCAUUUUCCAGGAAAGUCACCUCAGAUGAUUUAUCACGGCCAGUCACCAUGAGAUGACGUCACUUGAUCAUGUAAUUUCUCCAACGCAGCACACCUAAAGGAGUGACCACUUAUUCCUUAACUAGCAUCUGUUAUCUCAUCUUCAUUUCCUUCUGCUGAACCUUAAACAACAAAAAGUUGAACAGUGAAACAUGUCUGAGUAAACAGAUCACCACACCACACACACCCCUUCCUCUUCUCACCAUACCCCUCACCCCUUUGCCUCAUCAGGAGAGCACAGAGGGGAAGACCUGAGACCCCAACCAUGAGAGGGUCACUGUGGGGAGUUUCUGUGUCUUUCCUGAGUGUCUGGAGAGAGAAGUAUAAUUAAA
This is a messenger RNA of Phascolarctos cinereus (koala), 4768 nucleotides long. RefSeq names its product WAP, follistatin/kazal, immunoglobulin, kunitz and netrin domain containing 2 (gene WFIKKN2). Gene Ontology annotation, molecular function: transforming growth factor beta binding; receptor antagonist activity; serine-type endopeptidase inhibitor activity. Gene Ontology annotation, cellular component: extracellular region. The record is from RefSeq and is a predicted model, not a curated record. Gene Ontology annotation, biological process: transforming growth factor beta receptor signaling pathway. NCBI's taxonomy places the organism in Eukaryota, Metazoa, Chordata, Mammalia, Diprotodontia, Phascolarctidae.